UGGAAUUCUGGGUGCGAGUGUAUAUAAAGACGACAGCGGAUCCUGUUCUUCAAUCCUACAGUACAGUUUGAACUGGAACAUUGAUCUGUAUAUACACCUCUGUUUAAGAGAAUUGUCCAAGGCAGCUCGUCGUCUGAACUUCACAUUCCCUCCUUACAAUACCCCCCUCAAUUCCGUUCAUUUGACCAAGAAUACAAUGAAAUUCACACUCCCGUUCAUUACUGCGCUGGUGGGCGUUGCUGCUGCUGUUGAGCACGAGCACCAUCAGCACGGAAAGAGAGAUGCCACGACGGUUGUUGUGACACAUGUCGUAACAGUGGGUGCAGAUGCUGUUCCAUUAUCAGAUGCGUCCGCUUUUGUUCAACAAUCAUCGAGUACUUACGUGCCAUCAAGUUCUUUUGUGACGUUGACCACAUUGACACCAUCUUACGUCUCCUCAGCCGAUGCCGUCUCAAGCGAUGCCGUCUCAAGCGAUGCUGUUGUCUCUUCUUCAAGCUCUGUUGAUGCCGCUUCUCUUUCUAGCUCAACCUCAACUUCAUCAGCUGCCUCUGCCUCUGCAUCUUCUACAGACUCAGCCUCUGACGCAAGAGCUAAGGGUAUCACUUAUUCUCCUUAUACAGACUCCGGGACUUGUAAGUCUGCAUCAGAUGUUGCCUCUGAUAUCGCACUCUUGACCGAGUUCGACAUCAUCAGACUCUACGACACCGACUGUGACUGUAUCAAAAACGUCCUGGAUGCAAAGACAUCAUCUCAAAAGCUCUUCUUGGGUAUUUACUACUUGGACAAGAUUGAUGCUUCUGUUCAGAUAAUUUCUGAGUCCAUCUCUGAUUGGAGCGAUGUCUAUACCGUCUCCGUUGGUAAUGAAUUGGUUAAUAAUGGCGAAGCAACAACAGACCAAAUCAAAACCGCUGUGGACUCUGCUAGAUCUGCCCUCACUAACAUCGGCUACACAGGAACCGUUGUCUCUGUCGAUACCCUCGUUGCUGUGCAGAACAACCCAGUUCUUUGUGAAUACUCCGACUUCAUCGCUGUAAACUCCCAUCCAUUUUGGGACGGUAAUGUGUCACCAGAAAACUCUGGUACUUGGCUUCAGACCCAAAUCUCAAACAUCAAGAGCAUCUGUGGUGGUGUAAAGGAUGUGCUCAUCACUGAAACUGGCUGGCCAACUCAAGGAUCUGCCUACCAAUCUUGUGUUCCAUCAAAGGCCAACCAAGAGUUGGCUUUGCAAAGCAUUGCAGACACUGUUGCUGACCAAGUACUACUCUUCACUACAUUCAACGACUUGUGGAAAGACCCAGGUUCUUAUGGCGUUGAACAAUACUGGGGUAUCUUUGACUAGAAUUGCAACCUUUAUUGCACUUUUCAUGUAUCUUACGCAAGCUGUUUUAUAAAGUACGAA
This is a messenger RNA of Williopsis jadinii, 1399 nucleotides long. Its product is annotated as glycoside hydrolase. Gene Ontology annotation, biological process: cell wall organization; carbohydrate metabolic process. NCBI's taxonomy places the organism in Eukaryota, Fungi, Ascomycota, Saccharomycetes, Phaffomycetales, Wickerhamomycetaceae. Gene Ontology annotation, cellular component: cell surface; fungal-type cell wall; extracellular region. The coding region runs from base 197 to 1339 and encodes 380 amino acids. The transcript has a single exon. The record is from RefSeq and is a predicted model, not a curated record. Gene Ontology annotation, molecular function: glucan endo-1,3-beta-D-glucosidase activity; 1,3-beta-glucanosyltransferase activity.